Messenger RNA from Doryrhamphus excisus (bluestripe pipefish), 6365 nucleotides. It is a transcript of the gene plk2b, whose product is annotated as polo-like kinase 2b (Drosophila). The record is from RefSeq and is a predicted model, not a curated record. Gene Ontology annotation, cellular component: cytoplasm; spindle pole; nucleus. Gene Ontology annotation, biological process: protein phosphorylation; mitotic spindle organization. Lineage: Eukaryota; Metazoa; Chordata; Actinopteri; Syngnathiformes; Syngnathidae. Gene Ontology annotation, molecular function: protein serine/threonine kinase activity; protein binding; ATP binding.
CACUGUCUCUUCAGAGCCGCAUUAGUUGUGAGCGGUAGCCCACAAACACAAACAAACAUAUGGACGUACAGAGGGUUCCGGGGCUCCAGCAGACAAAGAGCGGCAGCAUGGGCGAGUCGACGCCGAGGUCCUGCGAGCCUCGGCGGAAGAGAGCGGAGGAGCGCGGUGCACCCUCGGAGAUGUCCCGGAUUAUCACGGAUCCGGCCACCGGCAAGUGCUACUGCCGGGGCAAAGUUCUGGGAAAGGGAGGCUUUGCCAAAUGCUAUGAGAUGACUGACCUCUCCACCAGCAAAGUUUAUGCAGCUAAAAUCAUCCCUCAUGCCCGAGUCUCCAAACCUCACCAACGGGAGAAGAUUGACAGAGAAAUCGAGCUGCACAGAGCACUGCAUCACAAGCACAUAGUGCACUUUUAUCAACAUUUUGAGGACAAGGAGAACAUCUACAUCCUGCUGGAGUACUGCAGCAGAAAAUCCUUAGCACACAUCUUGAAGGCUCGCAAGGUGCUCACAGAGCCAGAGGUCCGCUACUACCUACGGCAGAUAGUCUCAGGACUAAAGUACCUGCACGAGCAGGAGAUCUUGCACAGGGACCUGAAACUCGGUAAUUUUUUUGUAAGUGAGUCAAUGGAGCUGAAGGUCGGUGACUUUGGUUUGGCUGCCAAACUGGAGCCGGCAGGGAACAGGAGGAAGACGAUCUGUGGGACUCCCAACUAUCUUUCCCCCGAGGUGCUGAACAAGCAGGGUCAUGGCUGCGAAUCAGACAUCUGGGCUCUCGGCUGUGUAAUGUACACAAUGCUCUUAGGCAAACCGCCGUUCGAAACCACCAACCUGAAAGAGACGUACCGGUGCAUUCGGGAGGCUCGCUACUCGCUACCUUCCUCGCUCUCGCUGCAGGCCAAGCAGUUGAUCGCCAGCCUGCUCGCCAAGAUCCCAGAGGAGAGACCCAACCUGGACCACAUCUUGAGACAUGACUUCUUCACGCAGGGCUUCAGUCCAGAGCGUUUGCCGGCGAGCUGUUGUCACUCAGCACCGGACUUCCACGUGUCGAGUCCUGCUAAGAGCUUCUUCAAGAAAGCAGCUGCGGCACUCUUUGGAGGAAGGCGGGAUAAAGUCAAAUACUAUGAGACUCUGAAUAAAUUAACCAAAGAGGAAGAGGAGAUCUACAAACUGCAACACGACCUGGAGAGAACUGUCAUCAGCCAGCAGCAGCAGAGUAAAAACAUAACCGAGAAUGGAAGUCUUCUUCCGCCAUCUGCCCAAAGCCCUGUCACCUUGGCAACAGAGAGCUGGUCCCCGACGACAGCGACAACGCGGGAUCCCAUCCAUCUGAUCGUCAGGGGGAGUCUGGGGAGCUGCAGCAGCAGUAGCGAGUGUCUGGAAUACAACACCACAGGGAGCGUUGCCGACACUGUUGCCAGCGUGUUGAGGGGAUGCCUGGAGAACAUGCCUAAAGCCGACAACAUUCCACAGGGUGCAAACAGCUGCAGCCUGCAGUGGGUGACCAAGUGGGUGGACUACUCCAACAAGUACGGCUUUGGAUACCAGUUGUCCGAUCACACCGUGGGCGUCCUCUUCAACAGUGGCACUCACAUGAGCCUCCUGCCAGACAGAAAGACCAUCCACUAUUACGCAGAGUUGGGCCAGCGCUCUGUCUUCCCCACCUGCGAGGUUCCGGAACACUUCGUGGGCCAAGUGACUGUGCUCAAAUACUUCUCCCACUACAUGGAGGAAAACCUGAUGGAUGGCGGGGACCUGGGCACACUGACGGAUGAUGCACACAUGCCAAGGCUCUAUUUGCUGCAGUGGCUCAAGUCGGACCGCGCCCUCAUGAUGCUCUUUAACAACGGCACUUUCCAGGUCAACUUUUACCACGACCACACAAAGAUCAUCCUGUGCUGCCAGAGGGACGAGUACAUGCUGACCUACAUCAACGAGGAUCGUGUGUCCAAAACCUUCAAGGUCAGCUCCUUGCUGGCGUCCGGCUGCCCUGCAGACCUGCGCGAGCGUAUGGUCUACUCCCUCAACAUGCUGCUGCAGCGUUGCAGCUAAGGACACUAUCUAUCUCUCUAAACUAUCUAUCAUGGAUCUGUGCGAGUGGAAUUUUUGGCGGGGAUGAGGGAAGCCUGUGUGCUAAGUCAUGUAGCAUUGCUGUGACUGUUCGGGAGAAGAAAGGACAGAUUGUGGGUGAAGAAGGGAAGAUGCUGGAGGAGAGACAACUGUUGGACCGGGGAUGUUGGUACGAUAAAGAGAGGAUGUUUGUGGAAAGAUGAAAGCUGGGCUGGCACCAGCUUAUGGGACGAUGUGGGGGGGGGGCGAGACUGUGUCAGUAUUGUAAAUUAUGUACAGUGUAAGCCGCCAUGCACAAACACCAUGUGGUGAUGUGUGUGUGUGUGUGUGAAUGGGCCAGGGUUCAACUGUUUUUAGAAAAAGAUAUAAAUAUGUGUGAGUGUGGGAGGUUUGUAAUAUCACACUACCUUUUAAAAACUGUGAUUUCUUCUCUUUCAUGAUAAGAGGGGAGAGUGAGCAGGAGCAUCCUGGUAGAAAAUGUCCAGUCAUAACUUAUUGUGUACAAAAAAAACCUGCAGUAUUUAUUUAUUUAAUAAUAAAGUGCAUUUUGCAAGGACAAAAAAUCUGUUUUAUAUUCAGAAAAAUACGACAAUAACUACUGCGUCACACCCAUACACAACCUCAUUUUUCUUAAUUCCCUCAAAGCGUACCCAUGACCUUGGCACAUUUUUUAUAAAUAUUUCUAUAAACUCUGAGGGCAUGGAUGAAAGCUUAAUGGAACAUAAUGACGCUCCUAUCUCAUUCUGCUCCAAAUCAAAGCAACUGUGUUAUCUUCAAAUUAGAACAAGGGAAAUAGGCUCAGGGAGAUAGACGGACACACAGCAAAGAUGACCCCGACGUCCCCGGCAUUGAGAAACACCCACUUCUAUCCAAACUGUGUGAUGAAACCUACUAGGAAACUCAUUAGAGAGUCCUGGCAAUCCUUAUGUGCUCUCUGGCUGUAACCAUGGAAACAAGUCAACACUGACCAAAAGUAUUUUUUUUUUUAGCCAGAAUGUAAAGAGAAGAGUCGGAGGCCAUCUUCUUAGAUGCUCUACCUCUCCGUUUGUCUCCAGAAUGUCCUUUAGAACACCUCUACAGCUUAUGUAACAUCUCCUUUCCAAACAUGGAUUUGGAUUUUGAGUCAUCCCCUUCAGAUGAGCUGUUCAUUUGGGUGCGCUGCCGAGUUCAGCAAUAAAUCGUGGAGAUACCCACGCCAAACAGGAGGUAGCACACAUGAGAAAAGAGCGGGAAUUAUUCAUGUUGUUUGAGGAUUGCCUCCAGGUCAGAGUGUUUUGCCAGUAAUGGACACUAAAGUCGGAUAGAAAUAGACUCUAUUAUUGACGUUGUGUGAGGUUUUAACCUGCAGCAGAUGGGUGUCCUUGAAUAGUCACACUCUGGUUAAUGCAUCACAGCAUAUCAUAGCAGCCUGUAGAUGCCACGCCUUGUUAUGUUAUACAGUGACAGUAAAAAAAAAGUGGAUAAAGUCCGACAUGACAUAGUGAAAAAAAAAAUAUCCUCCCAUUUAGUGUGGCAGUGGUACAUCUUUGGCUUCUUUGUCCCUCGUCCUCACUCAGUUUCAAAUCUCUCCUUGGGUUUAAAAUAAACAAAUUAGAAGCUAACCGAUUUGCUCGCUAAAUACCGGUUGUUAAGCAGCAGCCAUCUCUUGUGUCACUUCCGAGGUCCCGUGGCCUGCAGUACACAGUGUGGUGUAAACAAAGCUAGCAGUACUGUCAGUGGCAGUGUAUGGCAGAUUAGUGUUAGACUAAUAGGAUAGGGAGUGGUUAGCACGCAGACCUCACAGCGAGGAGACCAGGGUUCAAUUCCACCCUCGGCCAUCUCUGUGUGGAGUUUGCAUGUUAUCCCCGUGCAUGCGUGGGUUUUCUCCGGGGACUCCGGUUUCCUCCCACAUUCCUAAAACAUGCUAGGUUAAUUGGCGACUCCAAAUUGUCCAUAGGUAUGAAUGUGAGUGUGAAUGGUUGUUUGUCUAUAUGUGCCCUGUGAUUGGCUGGCCACCAGUCCAGGGUGUACCCCGCCUCUCGCUCCAAGAGCUGGGAUAGGCUCCAGCACCCCGACCCUCUUGAGGAAAAGCGGUAGAAAAUGACUGAAUGAAUAAUAGGAUAGGGUGAUGCCAAUUUUUUUUAAUGCCAUGCGAUUGACCCGCAUUAUGUACGAGAUACUAAAACAACAACAAACUUUCCCAAUGCUAACAGUGAGUUAUUAUGUUGUGAUGAUGAUUACUUUACAGUCAAAGGUGACUAUAGGGGUGCUAUUUAAUGUCUCUGGGGCUCUAAUGAUGCUACAAACCUUUUUUAGAAAGUCAUAAACAGGUUUUCUAUGCUCUAACUAUGGAAAUAUUCAGUUUAUUAAUAUUGAAUCUUACUUUGCGGAAGUUCAGUUGUCGAGUCUGAAGCCAAUUCACCGCGAUAAACGAGGAAUGACUGCAUUAGUUUCACCUGGCCUUGUUGGCUGGCCCCGCCCUGUGAUGGUCUCUUUACCUGCCCUUGUAUCCUAAUUAGUCUUGAGCAUAUUGUUGUCUCGUGUUGUGCUAUUAAGUCAUUUUUUUGCUGUAUAGUUUUGAGAAAGUUAGAGAAAUGAGGCUUUAUGAGUAUGACCCUGCUCCUGGUGUUGCCUGGGAAUGUUUUACACACAAGUAAGUGAUUUUCAUUGCUUUUCUGUAUGUUUUAUAUACUGGUUGAAAACAGUCCUGUAGGAAAUUCAUAAUAAAGCUGUACAACACUGUAUUGCUGCCUGGCUUCAUGGGUUAUUUAUAGUUCUACUUCUGUUGGUGGCUAUCAUUAAUAACUGGCGGGAGGAGCGAUUGCAGUAAUGAUUACCCUCGAUGUUACUGCUGCAUACAGCUGAGUCUGUUGUGUCACACUGACAGAAGGAAGAAGUUGUUGUUGUUGUUGUUAUAGUGCAUGCAGCCAGCCAGGCAGGCAGGCUUGAGCCAUGCGAUGAGGCUAAGCUGGACUGACAAAGGGGAUGUUUAUACGUCAGCUUCUAGCCCAAAGUUCUCCGCAGGCUGAAGACUGAGUGAAUCGCUUUGGCAUUGGAAGUGACUGCAGGCACAUUCUUAGUUAAAACACACCCAGAUGAACUACAAUGAUUGGAAAGGGUUUAGUGUCUAUAUUUCUAUUAUUUACAAGGUAUAUUUACAUCGUGUCUGAUAUCAUUUAUCCAGAUUUCAGUCAUUUUACCAUUAUGAAGUUAUCGCCUGUGUCAUACACCCAAAAAGCAAAUAUACACAUAUAUCAUAUAUUUUUGAUGACUUUAUACGGUAGAAAAUGUAAAACUAAUAAUAUUAGACAGUGGGGGUGGCGGAACCUUUGUCUCGGGAGCUGUUGUGCCAGGAUUGCAUUGGGGCGUGGACUUCCGCCAACGCUCAGACGCAAUGUGGACGAAGAAGUUCCUGCUCCAUGUCCUCACUGCUGUCCAUCCAUAUGUCCUUACAGGUCAGUUGUUGUUAAAAGUAACAAAUACAAUCUCUGUAAACUCAUAAUAGGUGAAGGGAAGUAAUUCAAACAUAUCAUAUUGUGAAGCGCUUUCGAAAUAGAGUAAGUUUAUUAGUAGCAUCCAACCAAAUGUACCGUGUCGCAGCCAUUUUGGGUUCAGAUGGCUCUCAGCCUUGUCUCACAGGCAAGCUCGUUGUAUGUAGUUAUUGAACUGGACGAAGAAGUUGCUGCUUUGUGUCCUCACUGCUGUCCAUCCAUAUCUGUCCUUACAGAUUGUUGUAUUUUGUCAUUGUGGUGCCAUCCUGGGACCUGUAACACUAAGUCUACACUGUAAUUUAUUCACUUGUCUUUAAUCAGUUUAUUUAUUAUUAUUACGCUAUUUAUCUCAUUCAAUGUCAGCCAUUUUCCAAAAGACAACCCCUUCAGUGUCGGACAUUUUGACGAUUUUGAUUUUAGCACUUAUGCCUGAGCAAAGGCUACAUCAUCCCCAUGCAUUCAUGACUGCUAGGAAGUUAGAAAAGCAUCUAAAUGUAAAUAAAAAAAAAACAUGACCAACAACUAAAAUAAGCUAGUAGCUACUUUGAUUGUGAAAAUAAAGUGUGACUGUGUGUCUUAACAACAAACAUGAUCUUUUUUGUAAACCUAAUUGCACAGAAUUGUGUAGAAAGCAACACGACAAGGGAGCUAAUGCUAGCAAAGCUAAUUCACUGUAGCAUACAUGCUAAAAACGUUAGCACUGAUGCUAGUGCUAAUGCUACAUGAACCCCAGAGUAUAAGUUUUCAUUCAAUAAAUAUCAAAAUGUCUAUUAAAAAAACGGCCAACAUAAAGUGUUAUUUGCUUUGAUUGUCAAUGGAAUAUAUGACC